GGGGCCCUGCAGGGACUGGGGAUCCAUCCUUGGGGACGCAGCCUCAUGGCUGGGAGCUGAGGGCUGGCCAACAAAGUGGGGAGGGGGCUGUCCCCCCCCCCCCGGACACCAUCCGGCCGCAGCCCCGCGGGCCACAGGGAGCGGGCGAUGGGCGCUUCCGGGCCGGUGCACGUGGGGAGGCGCGGGGCGUCAGCCUGGGGAUCAGGAGCAGCCCCGAGAGGCAAAGUGUUGCCGGGGGCGGAGGGGGGGGGGAGGAACCUGGGCUUCAACUUCUCUUCAACCCCGGGUCGCCUCCCACAGGCCCAGACGGACCGACUGACCCUGGCCUGGUGCUGUUGUGAUCGAUCUCCAUCGGGGCUCCCGCAAGCUCCCCCCCCACCCCCACUCCCCGAAACUGACCCGGGUCCCCGUCUCCUCCCCAGCGCGCCCCUCCCGCCAUGGAGUGGCAGCCGGACGAGCAGGGCCUCCAGCAGGUGCUCCAGCUCCUCAAAGACUCGCAGUCGCCCAACACGGCCACGCAGCGCAUUGUGCAGGAUAAACUGAAACAGCUGAACCAGUUCCCAGAUUUUAACAACUACUUGAUCUUCGUCCUCACCAGGCUCAAGUCUGAAGAUGAGCCGACGCGCUCACUCAGCGGGCUGAUCCUGAAAAACAACGUGAAGUCUCACUACCAGAGCUUCCCGCCGCCCGUGGCCGACUUCAUCAAACAGGAAUGUCUCAACAACAUCGGCGACGCCUCCUCGCUCAUCCGGGCCACCAUCGGCAUUCUCAUCACCACCAUCGCUUCCAAGGGCGAGCUGCAGAUGUGGCCGGAGCUGCUGCCCCAGCUGUGUAACCUGCUCAACUCCGAGGACUACAAUACCUGUGAGGGAGCCUUCGGGGCCCUGCAGAAGAUCUGCGAGGAUUCCUCGGAGCUGUUAGAUAGCGACGCCCUCAACAGACCCCUCAACGUCAUGAUCCCCAAGUUCCUGCAGUUCUUCAAGCACUGCAGCCCCAAGAUCCGGUCCCACGCCAUCGCCUGCGUGAACCAGUUCAUCAUGGACCGGGCCCAGGCGCUCAUGGACAACAUCGACACCUUCAUCGAGCACCUAUUCGCCCUGGCCGUGGACGACGACCCCGAGGUGCGGAAGAACGUGUGCCGGGCCCUGGUGAUGCUGCUGGAGGUGCGGAUCGACCGGCUCAUCCCGCACAUGCACAGCAUCAUUCAGUAUAUGCUGCAGCGCACGCAGGACCACGACGAGAACGUGGCCCUGGAGGCCUGUGAGUUCUGGCUGACGCUGGCCGACCAGCCCAUCUGCAAGGAGGUCCUGGCCUCCCACCUGGUGCAGCUCAUCCCCAUCCUGGUGAAUGGUAUGAAAUACUCGGAGAUCGACAUCAUCCUGCUCAAGGGCGACGUGGAGGAGGACGAGGCUGUCCCCGACAGCGAGCAGGACAUCAAGCCCCGCUUCCACAAGUCCCGCACCGUCACGCUGCCCCACGAGGCCGAGCGGCCCGACGGCUCCGAGGAUGCCGAGGAGGACGACGACGAUGAUGACGCCCUGUCUGACUGGAACCUGAGGAAGUGCUCGGCGGCCGCGCUGGACGUGCUGGCCAACGUCUUCCGGGAGGAGCUGCUACCCCACCUGCUGCCACUGCUCAAAGACCUGCUCUUCCACCCCGAGUGGGUGGUGAAGGAGUCGGGCAUCUUGGUGCUGGGUGCCAUCGCCGAGGGCUGUAUGCAAGGCAUGGUGCCCUACCUGCCGGAACUCAUCCCACACCUCAUCCAGUGCCUGGCCGACAAGAAGGCCUUGGUCCGCUCCAUCGCCUGCUGGACGCUCAGCCGCUAUGCCCACUGGGUGGUCAGCCAGCCUCCCGACAUGCACCUAAAGCCCCUGAUGACCGAGCUGCUCAAGCGGAUCCUGGACGGCAACAAGCGGGUGCAGGAGGCGGCCUGCAGUGCCUUCGCCACCCUGGAGGAGGAGGCGUGCACGGAGCUGGUACCCUACCUCAGCUACAUCCUGGACACCCUGGUCUUUGCCUUCGGGAAAUACCAGCACAAGAACCUGCUCAUCCUCUACGACGCCAUCGGCACGCUGGCCGACUCGGUGGGCCACCACCUCAACCAGCCUGAAUAUAUCCAGAAGCUGAUGCCACCGCUCAUCCAGAAGUGGAACGAACUCAAGGAUGAGGACAAGGACCUGUUCCCGCUGCUGGAGUGCCUGUCCUCGGUGGCCACCGCCCUGCAGAGCGGCUUCCUGCCCUACUGCGAGCCCGUCUACCAGCGCUGCGUGACCCUGGUGCAGAAGACGCUGGCCCAGGCCAUGAUGUACACCCAGCACCCCGAGCAGUAUGAGGCCCCCGACAAGGACUUCAUGAUCGUGGCUCUGGACCUGCUCAGUGGCCUGGCCGAGGGGCUGGGCGGCCACGUGGAGCAGCUGGUGGCUCGCAGUAACGUCAUGACACUCCUCUUCCAGUGCAUGCAGGACUCCAUGCCCGAGGUCCGACAGAGCUCCUUUGCCCUCCUGGGCGACCUCACCAAGGCCUGCUUCAUCCACGUCAAGCCCUGCAUCGCCGAGUUCAUGCCCAUCCUGGGCACCAACCUGAACCCCGAGUUCAUCUCUGUGUGUAACAACGCCACGUGGGCCAUCGGAGAGAUCUGCAUGCAGAUGGGGGCCGAGAUGCAGCCCUAUGUCCAGAUGGUCCUAAACAAUCUGGUGGAGAUUAUCAACCGGCCCAACACACCCAAGACACUGCUAGAGAACACAGCCAUCACCAUCGGCCGCCUGGGCUACGUGUGCCCUCAGGAGGUGGCCCCUAUGUUACAGAAGUUCAUCCGGCCCUGGUGCACAUCGCUUCGCAACAUCCGGGACAACGAAGAGAAGGACUCAGCCUUCCGCGGCAUCUGCUUGAUGAUUGGCGUGAACCCUGGCGGCGUGGUGCAGGACUUCAUUUUCUUCUGCGAUGCGGUGGCCUCCUGGGUGAGCCCCAAGGACGAUCUCAGAGACAUGUUUUAUAAGAUCCUCCACGGCUUCAAAGACCAGGUCGGGGAAGAGAACUGGCAGCAGUUCUCUGAGCAGUUCCCGCCUCUGCUCAAGGAGAGGCUGGCCGCCCUCUACGGGGUGUAGACGCCAGCGCGGGGACGCCAGGUUUCUGUCUGCAUCGCCCACGGGGGUCGGCGCUGCGUCCAGACGUCGCCGCGAGCCCUGGUCGAGGGGGGUUAGGGAGGAGUGGGCCCCAAGUCCAGCCGCCUCGCCGGGCCCUUCUCCCCGCCUGGUCCCUGCCCGGGGGAGGGAGGCCGACAGGUGGGGGGUUGGGGCCCCCAGCUCAUCCUACACGAGGGAGGGGGGUUGGGUGGGACUUCUGGGCCCCCCGGCUGCAAGUCUUGGGGGGGGUCACCCUCGGGGCGCCCCACGGGAGGGGGGGCCGGCUGCGGGGGAGGGGCGUCCCGGGCUCCUUGGCCGAUGCCCCAGGGUAAAGCAGGGGGGGUGGCAGGCGGGGAGGGGUGCCCCUGUCGGUGCGGCCACACGCAUGAGCGGGGGGUGCUGUGGCGGCCCCCGCUCCCCGACUGCAUGGAGAUAGUAGCAUUUAGUGAACCCCGAGUUAGCCCCUACGGCGCCCCCUCUCCAGCGUCACCCGCAUCUAGAGUCUACAAAAGCUUCUACCAUUUUAUUUUACUUUAUUUUUGCCGCGAUGGGCGGGGGCGGGGGCAGGGGGUGGGCUGGGGGGGUGGCGGCGGUGGUGGGAAGAGCCUGACCGUCUGGGGGGCACCCCCACCCCCAGUCAGCACACAGCACGCUUUGGACCAGUACCCCGCACUUCCCUUCUGUGAUGCCUCAGCCACUGUGUCUCCCCCACCCCAAGCUGGAAGAGCCGGGCCUUGGGGGUGCAGGGCCGCGGCCCCCAGGCGCCCCCGGAGUCCCAGUUACCAGUCGGUCGGGAACUUUCUCCCUCUAGUGCACUGGCUUGGGAGGGGGCCGGCCUUGACGGAGGGACUCCCGCCUGCCGCUAGGAGGUUGAUUCCAGGGGGGGUGGGCCUCCGCUCUGCUUGAGACCACCCCAUUUUUCCAGCGGAGUUCCCUGCGAGGAUUGGGGGGAGGGUCUUGAAGCCCUCAAUAUCUGCCUGAGAGACAGGUACCAAACCUUCAGAGGGAAGAGGCCCAGGGCUGUACCCCUGACCCUCAGUCCCCCCCACACCAGGUUGGGGUGACGGGUCGCUGUAGGGGUGUCCAGUCAGAGGGAUGAGAGAGAUUCCCCAAGAGGAAAGAAAAGGGGGGGGGGGUUACUCGCUGUUGACUUUGAAGCUGAAAAUAAACAAAAACAGCCCUGCAGGCCACAAACAAACCCCUGUUCCCAGCAGCCAUUCUUUCCAGCGUUCAUCCUCCCCGACUGGUUUUUGGCGGGGGCGUGAGAAGGGAAGCUGGACUGUGUCCGACUUUCCCGGACCCCUGAGUCUGCUCUCAAAGGGGUUGGUAGUCAAGGGUGGGGGGCAGCCACUGUUCACAUUCCAGUCACUCGAGUGGGCUGUCUGCUCCCCGCCUAGGAAACAGGUCUCUGGAAGCCAUUUGUAAAAGACAAGACAAAGAAAAAAACCUUUUUUUUUUUUUUUAAUGACAUUUUUAAUUUAGUUCUGGACAUCCUCUGUUGGGUAUUGCUAGUUAACUUUUUUUUUUCCUGUUUGUUUUUUCCCUUUUUUAAAAAAUCCUUUUAUUAUUUUUAAGAGAACUAUUUAUUUUUUUAAGUUAUUUUAUUUUGCUGGGUUGAUUUAUUUUUUAUUUUUUUGCACAAAGAAGUUUGCGUUCCUUGACCUCCUCAUUUACUGGCUCCCUGGGGGGCGCCGGGGGCCCUGACUUGGGCUCUGUAAGCUCCCCAGCUCCCCUCCUCCCCCACCCCCCCUGCGGGCUCCGGGCUCUGCUGUUGAUUUGUGACUGUGCUGUGCUGGGGACAGGUGCCACCGAGGUGGCGGGGAACUCCAGUUGUGUAGAGUUUUGAAUAAAGAGCAGUUUCUUGUGAAAA
Molecule: messenger RNA, 4992 nt
Organism: Erinaceus europaeus (western European hedgehog)
Lineage: Eukaryota; Metazoa; Chordata; Mammalia; Eulipotyphla; Erinaceidae
Gene: TNPO2
Product: transportin 2
Exons: 24
Coding region: 438-3104 (888 amino acids)
Biological process (GO): protein import into nucleus
Cellular component (GO): nucleus; cytoplasm
Molecular function (GO): small GTPase binding; nuclear import signal receptor activity
Source: RefSeq, a predicted model, not a curated record